AUGACAGAACAACCUCCGCAGAACCACUCGGUGGACCUCAACCAGAAUGAAGACAACAAUGAGAAUGACUAUAGGAGCUCCUCUGCGACCGAUGCUGAACGUCCCUGUGAGCCAAAGAUCGAAGAAUCAACCGCGAAGCCCCCCACUGGACCUCCUGCCCCUCCUCCGCCCCCCAACGGUGGCCUAGUCGCGUGGCUACACGUCAUCGGUGGCUUUAUGCUCUUCUUCAAUACUUGGGGAAUCAUGAAUGCUUUCGGGGUCUUUCAAACAUAUUAUGAAUCGGGUGCUCUGUUCGAAAGAUCGUCGUCCGACAUCUCAUGGAUCGGGUCUAUUCAGGCGACCAUGCUAUUGCUGGUGGGUUUCUUCACGGGCUCGAUCUACGACCGCGGAUACUUGCGCGCUCUUCUGGUUGUCGGCAGCUUCUGUAUUGUUUUCGGGCACAUGAUGCUUAGUCUCUGCAAAACAUACGGCCAAGUGCUCCUCGCGCAGGGAUUCUGCGUCGGGAUAGGUGCUGGCUGCCUCUUCGUUCCCUGCGUCUCUGUCCUGCCCACCUAUUUCAGCUCCAGGCUCGGUACGGCCCUGGGGCUGGCCGUGUCUGGCUCCUCUAUGGGUGGUGUCAUCUACCCAAUCGUCCUUAACGAGCUUAUCGGUCCCCUCGGUUUUGGCUGGUCCGUCCGCGUCAUCGGCUUCAUCGCGCUGGGCACUCUUCUGGUCCCCAUCGCCGUCAUGAAGCAGCGCGUGAAGCCUCCCCGGGCACGCGCACUCAUCGACUGGUCCGCCUUUUCAGAUAUCCCCUAUAUGGCCUUCACCUUGGCCUCCCUUCUCGCUUUUAUGGGUCUCUUUGCCCUUCUCUUCUACAUCUCUUACUUCGGAGCCGCCAAACCCAUCACCGACACCCGCAUGGCUUUCUAUAUUGUCCCGAUUCUCAACGCCGCCUCCUGUUUCGGUCGAACUAUUCCGAACGCUAUGGCAGACAAGAUAGGCCCUUUUAACCUUAUCGCACCGUGCUGUCUCGCUGUCGGCGUUCUCAUUCUGUGCUUGUUAGCCGUGACCACCGAAGCUGGCUUGAUCGUCAUCGCGCUGCUCUCGGGUUUCUUCGGCGGUGCUCUAAUCGGCCUGCCACCGCUCUGCUUUGUUGCCUUGACCAAGGAUAAGACAAAAAUCGGUACUCGAAUCGGCAUGGGUUUCGGCAUGGUCGGCCUCGGUGUCCUGGCCGGUGGCCCGGCCGGCGGUGCUAUCCUCUCUCAUUCCCACCAUUCCAACUGGACUGGCCUCUGGGUAUAUGGAGGCGUGACUUCCCUGGUAGCAGGUUUUAUCAUUUGUAUAGCCGUCUAA
This is a messenger RNA of Aspergillus nidulans FGSC A4, 1335 nucleotides long. Its product is annotated as protein dbaD. Lineage: Eukaryota; Fungi; Ascomycota; Eurotiomycetes; Eurotiales; Aspergillaceae. Bases 1 to 1335 code for a protein of 444 amino acids. The transcript is spliced from 2 exons. The record is from RefSeq and is a predicted model, not a curated record.